This is a messenger RNA of Linum tenue, 2088 nucleotides long. The record is from the annotation of a GenBank genome assembly. Lineage: Eukaryota; Viridiplantae; Streptophyta; Magnoliopsida; Malpighiales; Linaceae.
CAACGGCUACUUUCCAUCCUCUAAACAAGUAAAGAUCUUUGAUCUCCUCACUCUCUUCCAGUCCCAAAUCAUUUUCGCCAUUGCUAUAUUCCCGCACUCGACAGUAGCCCAUAGAAUUCUCUCUCGCCGUUAAAUUCGCCUGUCUGAUCUCCCAUCAAUUUAGGAUCCCUGCAAUUAAGUCCCCCCAACCGCUACUAAAUCUAUGGAGAUGGAUUCCGCGCCCAUAAAUUGCACGCAGAGGUCGAACCCAAGCGCUGCUCUCACGAAAUCAGCUUCUCGAUUAGCUCGAAACACGGCCUGUUCCGUCCAAGGGAAAGAUCCACCACCUCACCUUUCAAUCAACGAUCUCGUGCUCCCUUCAUCGCCCAAGAGAGGACAGUCCACGCCCUCGGGUCUUUCAGCCAGGUCAUCCACGAGCUCUCUCCCUCUCCGCGAACUCCUCCUCCUUUCGCCGUCGCCUUCCAGGAAACCCAGGGUUCGGCCGGCCGAUCGAAUCGAGAUGGCGCCGGAGGAAGCAGGUGCCGGCGGGGUUGAGCCAGCUGGAGCCCGCCGCAGGUGCAAGGCCAGGGGAUCUCAGGUGGGUGGCUUGGGCUGCGCUUCUCCACGGAACAGCAGGAGGUUGAGGAAGAGGUUGGAGGUGGAUAUUAGAGAAGAGCGGGAAUCGGUGGUGGGUUUAGGGGAGGAGUUUGGGAAACCGAGGAAGAGACGGCACGGCGGUGGUGGUGGCCGGUCCAAGAAGGAGAAGCUCGCUUUGGUUCCAGCGCUGCCUUCGUCGAGUUACUGUCCGAAAGCUGAUGAUUGCGAUGGAAGCAAUUUCGAUAGACUUGGGGCGACAAUCUAUGAUCUUGUCAUGUGGGAAGACGUCGCCAAAUCUAGCCUCUGGUUUGGUUUCGGCUCCUUGUGUUUCCUAUCUUCUUGCUUCGCGAAGGGCAUCAACUUCAGCAUGUUUUCUGCUAUUUCCCAACUCGGGCUUCUGCUUCUAGGAGCAUCAUUCUUCUCAAACUCAAUAUGCCAAAGAAAUACCAAUGCAAAUGAACGAGAUGGUAGGCUGAAAGACGAGGACAUCCUGAGAUUGGGUAGGUUGAUACUUCCGCCGGCAAAUCUUGCAAUCUCAAAGACCAGGCAGCUUUUCUCUGGUGAACCAUCCAUGACGCUGAAAGUGAUCCCGUUCUUGCUUCUGGGGGCUGAGUUUGGCCACCUUAUCACCUUCCGGAGGCUUUGUGCAGUAGGAUUUUUUGCUAGCUUCACUGCCCCAAAACUGUAUUCAUGCUACUCUGAUCAGAUAACCCAUAAAGGUACGGCCAAGGAAACAACAUUCAACACCCUUUUGAAAACGCAAAAUGCAGAAUUUUGGAGACCUGGGGCUCCUGCUCUCGCAAGAAGCUUGUCACAGCAUCGGCUAUCACAGCCUUCUGGAAUUUGUCCAGCAUCAAAACCCGAAUUUUCACUGGUAAUAUACUUCAAUCCAGAUAUGGGUUUUCUUCUGCUUCUAGAGUUCCCUGCUGAUGGCAAGAUAACGGGUUUUCUUUUUCCAGCAUUCAUAGUCUUGGUCAUACUCCGUUGCUGCCGGAAGCAUAUACUGCCAGAGAUGGGAGAUGAGGCGGCGGCACCAGUUGAAGCAGUUCAAGAGGACAAAGAGGAGGCAGCAGUAGCUCGAGUAGACGCAGGAGCAGAAGGGGAUGCGGCAGAGGAGGAUAUGGAGCUAGAAGAAGAACAGGAGGAAGUACUGUCAAUGGUGGUGGCAACAGAAAUGUCGCAUAAAUAAGUACUGAACAACCACUAAGAAACCAAUGGGUGAUGCUUUUCCGUGUCCAUAUAGAAUAACUUCACGGUUUGUAAUCAUAAAGGAAAUGCGUCAUUUCCAGAGUUGAUGCGUGCAUUUUGGGUACAACUGUACAAGUAAAAACUGCUUUUUCCCCAACUUGUUCAACCAGCCACGCUUUGAGAUAAUUUUGAAGAAAGAUCCAGUUAUCCGGCACGAGCUAUAGCUUUCUAGUCCCUAAGGGUUAUUACGAUGAUGAUGCUAACUAUUCUAAUAAUCCUCCAUUACUCUUAAAUUGAAUCUAACAAUGGUGAGUAGCAAGGAGC